AUGGCAGCCUUUGCAGCGGUGAUUUACGUUCGAGUAAUACAUCCGGAUGGCACGGUAUCGGCGAACAUAUUAACAUCGAAAUCGAAAGUGGCACCUUUAAAGGUACAGUCAGUACCCCGGCUAGAAUUGAACGGUGCCGUCCUACUAUGCAGAUUGAUGAAACACGUGAAGCAAGCUUGCGAAAUCCCUGCCGACACAGCUGAAUUUUACUGGACGGAUUCGACCAUUGUUCUCGCUUGGUUGAGUGAUCACCCAGCCAGGUGGAAAACGUUCGUCGCAAAUAGCGUGAGCGAAAUACAGGCUACGAGCAACUCUAGUCAAUGGAGACACGUCGAUACAGAGUGGAACCCGGCAGACAUAGCGUCACGGGGAUUGACUGCUUCUCAACUCCUCAAAAGCGAUUUAUGGUGGAACGGACCCGAGUGGCUGCAACACAAACCAAUCAACUACUCGUCAAGUGCAAUCGACAUUACCACGACACUCGAGAGGAAGCCUGAGAUCUCCUGCAAAGUUGCGAAAGUUGCGAAGUUCACGUUUGACGAUAGUAUACUGGGGAGGUACUCCGACUUCGCAAAACUGAUUAGAAUUGUGGCAUAUUGCCUUCGCUUUAAGUCACCAACUAUUGCAAAACCUGCAACCUUGACAACUUCAGAACUCAACAACGCUGAAAUGGCAUGUGUACGGCUAUCCCAAGCAUUAUCUUUCAAAGAUGAGAUAGAAAGGUUGGACAAGGGACAACCAGUUCCAGCCACUUCAAAAUUAUUCCAGCUGACACCGUUCACUGAUGCUGAGGGGAUCCUCAAGAUGGGCGGAAGACUGCGACACUCACUAUUAUCGGACAAUCGUAAGCAUCCAGUGAUUCUAAGUCCUGACUGCAAGUUGUCCGAAUUUAUCGUAAGAGCAUACCAUUUGUGCACUUUGCAUGGAGGCAAUCAAGUAACCCAAGCAGCAAUCAGAAGACAGUACUGA
This is a messenger RNA of Hermetia illucens (black soldier fly), 969 nucleotides long. RefSeq lists its product as uncharacterized. The record is from RefSeq and is a predicted model, not a curated record. The transcript has a single exon. Bases 1 to 969 code for a protein of 322 amino acids. NCBI's taxonomy places the organism in Eukaryota, Metazoa, Arthropoda, Insecta, Diptera, Stratiomyidae.